AAAGAUAAGGUAGACAGGGAGUCAACUGUGUGAAACCCGCCCAAUUACUUUAUGAAAUAUUGAAUCCGUGAAGCUGAGACAAUGUCAAAAGCUCCUCAACUGGGAACUCUAGUGCACGAUCAACGAGAGAUGAAUUAACAACUAAUUUGAGAAAGAAAAAUACUUGACAAGGAUUUCCCUUCUGGAAGCUGACUUUAAGGACAAUGAAAGGUAGGGCAGUUUGUAGGGGGCAGAGUGUUGAAAACCCAGAAAAGCUUUUUGUCCCUCUAAAUUAUGUCAACAUAAGACUUCUGCUCCCUAAGAUGUUCCUGGAAUAGAUAAGAAGGGAGAAGCUUGUGCUGGGGCGAUCUGUUUUCCUCUCUUUUCUGUUUGUUGUGAUGGGAGCAGUUACUGCUAUUUCCUUCCUGUUCUUGAACUUGCUGCUGCUGUUGCUUCCUGAUCCUUCCUUUUCUCAUCCCUUGUGUACUGAUUCAAGGGCACCCUUUACCUUGAACACCACUCUGAGUUUUUGUCCUUACAAUGGGAGCAGCUGCUGCAAUUCCACACAUGAUUUACAGUUACAGAAGCAAUUUCAAGCCAUGAACAUCUCUGAUGCUGCCUGUGCCUCACUUUUGAAAUCCAUCCUUUGUGCUGGAUGCGAUCCAUAUUCAGCCGAGUUAUUUACUGUAAGCUCUGUACCAAGGCCAGUUGCUGUUCUUUGCAAUUCUACUGUUUCAGCAAAUUCAUCACAGUCUAGCCAAGCAGCAAAUGACUUCUGCUCUAAUGUAUGGGAUACAUGUCAAAAUGUAAAUGUAUUGAAUUCCCCCUUCGCACCUUCCUUAAAAGGUCAAACUGGAUCGCCAGCAAAUUCCAGUUUCAGCAAAUUGACUGUUGUCUGGCAGUCAAAAGGCGACUUCUGCAAUGCAUUUGGUGGAGCAUCUACAGAUGAAUCAGUAUGUUAUGCUGGUGAACCUGUUACACUCAAUAACACUGAAACACCAAGUGACCCACAUGGCUUGUGCCUAGAGAAAAUUGGGAAUGGAUCUUACCUCAGUAUGGUUGCGCAUCCAGAUGGAUCUAACCGUGCUUUCUUCUCGAGCCAACAGGGUAAGAUUUGGUUGGCAACUAUUCCUGAACAAGGAUCAGGAGAGACAUUAGGCUUUGACGAAUCCAGUCCUUUUAUUGAUCUAACAGAUGAAGUGUAUUUUAAUACUGAAUUUGGAAUGAUGGGGAUGGCAUUUCAUCCAAACUUUGCACAAAAUGGUCGGUUCUUUGCCUCGUUUAAUUGUGAUAAGGUGAAGUGGCCAGGAUGUACCGGCAGAUGUUCAUGCAACUCAGAUGUCAAUUGUGAUCCUUCAAAACUAGCUCCUGACAAUGGUGCCCAACCAUGCCAAUAUCAAACUGUUAUUGCAGAGUAUACAGCUAAUGACACAGCAACCAAGGCUUCCUUGGGAACAACUGCGAAACCCUCGGAAGUAAGAAGGAUAUUUACAAUGGGCCUUCCAUUUACAUCUCAUCAUGGAGGACAGAUUCUCUUUGGACCUAGUGAUGGGUUUUUAUACUUCAUGAUGGGAGAUGGGGGUGGUGUAGGUGGUGAUCCUCACAAUUUUUCACAAAACAAGAAAUCAUUGCUUGGAAAAAUCAUGCGGCUUGAUGUUGAUAAUAUACCAAGUGCUGCAGAAAUAGAUAAACUUGAUCUAUGGGGAAACUACUCCAUCCCCAAAGAUAAUCCAUAUAGUGAAGAUAGUGAUUUGAAACCAGAAAUAUGGGCUUUAGGCGUAAGGAAUCCCUGGCGCUGUAGCUUUGAUUCAGAAAGGCCUUCCUACUUCAUGUGUGCAGAUGUUGGCCAGGAUACAUAUGAAGAGGUGAAUGUCAUCACUAAGGGCGGGAACUAUGGUUGGCGUGUUUAUGAGGGACCCAAUCCCUUUAGUCCUCAACAGUCACCAGGAGGAAAUACAUCUUCAGAGUCCAUUAGCCCAAUUUUCCCUGUUUUGGGAUACUAUCACUCUGACAUAAACAAGAAUGAAGGGUCAGCAUCCAUCACGGGUGGUUAUUUCUAUCGCUCUCAGAUAGAUCCAUGCAUGUAUGGAAGGUACUUGUAUGGAGAUUUGUAUGCUGGAGCCAUGUGGGCAGGCACUGAAACACCAGAAAAUAGUGGUAACUUUACCACCAGAAAAAUCCCCUUCAGCUGUGGGAGGGACUCUCCCAUCCAGUGCACCUCUUUGCCAGGAAGUGCUCUGCCAUCUUUGGGUUACAUUUUCUCAUUUGGGGAGGACAACCGCAAGGAUAAUUUUAUCCUAGCCAGCAGUGGUGUUUAUAGAGUCGUUCGUCCAAGUCGCUGCAAUUACACUUGCUCGAAGGAAAAUGUCACCGCUGUUGGAAGCCCAAGUCCUACUUCACCCCCUUCAAAUGCAGGCCAGUUACGUGGUUCAUUUAGCAGGAUUCUAGCCCUGUUCUCUUCUUUGCUGCUGCUUUUGUUGGGUGUUAUCUAGCUAAUCGAGACUGAUGUAUGUUGUAUAGGAGCUUUGUACUAGUCCAGGAGCAUGAGAUUAUUGUAUAAUAGACAUCUAACUUUUCUUAUUAUUGAUUAUCUUGGGACUAUUAUGGCGAGGAAGAUGUAAGUUCCAUUAGAAACUCAGUCGUUUUUCACGAACUACUAAGGGAGGAAAUGCGGGAUUACUCUGCGCUUAA
Populus trichocarpa (black cottonwood) is the source of this 2670-nucleotide messenger RNA. Its product is annotated as HIPL1 protein. The transcript has 7 exons. Lineage: Eukaryota; Viridiplantae; Streptophyta; Magnoliopsida; Malpighiales; Salicaceae. The coding region runs from base 378 to 2471 and encodes 697 amino acids. The record is from RefSeq and is a predicted model, not a curated record.